Molecule: messenger RNA, 3919 nt
Organism: Pogona vitticeps (central bearded dragon)
Lineage: Eukaryota; Metazoa; Chordata; Lepidosauria; Squamata; Agamidae
Source: RefSeq, a predicted model, not a curated record
UUGGGCUCCACCUCCCUGACCAACCUGGCAAUAUCUUUCAGUUCAACUAUCAAAGAAGCACCACCUCCUUAUGACUGGCUAAUAUAGUACUGUAAAUGAACAGUACUGUACUGUACUUUGUCCCGACGCCCACAGCCGCGCUCCUAACUGUAAAAGAAGAAGCGUUCAGUGUAAAAACAUGGCCGCCAAAUGAACGUCACCCGACACUCUGUACGAGGACGCGCUAAUUGCUAGCAAGAAGUCAAGUGCGGCUGCGCAAGCUUGAUGAAGACGAUGAUUCCGGGGUCGGAGAUAGUAUCAGUGCUGUCACUUCACGGUGCUCUCAGGUUGAAGUUGUGACUACUGAUGUGCAACUGGAACUGCCUCAAGAGUCUAUUCACAAUUGUGUCCUCUUUGCAAGAGAUGAUGAUGGUUUGGUCCAAAUGGCAAACUAGUACGUGCUGGAGAGAAAGGUUUUAUUGGAGCUGGAGGUGAUAUUGGCAACCAGAAGACUUUGAAUGAAUCAUCAUGGGUUUCAGGCUCUUAGCGUGUCUCUUCAACCUGCCUGUUGCAGUGGUCUAUGGGUCCCUGUCACUUUUUAUUUCCAUUUUGCACAAUGUGUUUCUUCUUUACUAUGUGGACACCUUUGUUUCUGUAUACAAGAUUGAUAAACUUUCAUUUUGGAUUGGGGAGACUGUGUUUCUGAUCUGGAACAGCCUCAAUGACCCUCUCUUUGGUUGGCUGAGUGACCGGGCUUUCCUUAGCACCCAACAAUCUGGAGUAGAGAUUUCUACUCCAGAAGUGGUUCUGAAGAGACUCAAGGCCCUGAGCCGCAAUGGUCCCCUCUUUGCCAUAUCAUUUCUGGCUUUCUGGAUUGCAUGGGCCCAUCCAGGCUUGCAGUUCCUCAUCUGUCUCUGCCUCUAUGAUAGCUUCCUCACCAUGGUGGAUCUCAACCAGAAUGCUUUGCUUGCUGACCUUGCGGUGUCUGCAAAGGAUAGGACCGGCCUCAACUUCUAUUCUUCACUCUUCAGUGCCAUUGGUUCCCUUUCAGUCUUCAUGUCCUAUGCUGUGUGGAACAAGGAGAACUUCUUCUCCUUCCGGAUAUUUUGUGUGGCACUGGCUUUCUGCUCAGCGGUUGGAUUUACCUUGGCCACAUGGGUGCUAAAGCAGAGAUUUCAAGCUGAGGAACGAGCAAAAUGGGAUGAAAGCACAGCUUUAAAAGAACUGUACAUUGACCAUUCCUCUGGACAUCAGGAGAAGAGAAUCACUCUGGCUGAGUACCUCAAGCAGCUCUCCAGACAUCGCAACUUUCUCUGGUUUGUCACCAUGAACCUUACACAGGUUUUUCACUGCCAUUUCAACAGCAACUUCUUCCCUCUCUUUUUGGAACAUCUGCUUUCUGAUCGUAUCUCACUUUCCAUGGGAUCAUUUCUGCUUGGUGUUUCUUAUGUGGCUCCUCAUCUCAACAACCUCUACUUCCUUUCUCUUUGUCGGCGUUGGGGUGUGUAUGCUGUGGUUCGAGGACUUUUCUUCCUCAAGUUGCUGCUCAGUGUGAUUAUGCUCCUUGCUGGACCAGACUGGGUCUACCUGCUUUGUUUCUUCAUAGCCAGCAAUCGCGUGUUCACUGAAGGGACAUGCAAGUUGCUCAACUUGGUGGUCACUGACCUGGUGGAUGAAGACUUGGUGCUGAAUCGGAGGAAGCAGGCUGCCUCAGCUCUCUUGUUUGGCAUGGUUGCCUUGGUAACCAAACCAGGCCAGACCUUUGCCCCCUUGAUUGGUACCUGGCUCCUCUGUGCUUAUACUGGUUAUGACAUCUUUCAACGGGAUCCACUGAGCAAUACAGUGAGUGCCCAACCAAAGCAGGCUUCCAACACAACCUGGGAAGCAAUGCUACGGCAGGGAUGCUUUUACCUCCUAGUUUUUGUUCCCAUCACAUGUGCAUUACUGCAACUCCUCAGCUGGUCGCAAUUCACCCUUCAUGGCAGACACCUUCAGACAGUGAAAUCUCAGCGUCAAGCCCUGACGGAAAACAAAUCCCAAGAAAUCUAAACCAUUUAAUUUCAUGUGGGUAGCAGUGUCCGCUAGAAUAUUUGAUUGACUCCAGAAGAACUUGGGAGAGUAAAAGGAAAAAAGAGCAGGUGACAUAUAUAUAUAAAAAUCAGAUUAGCAUUGGUGAAGGAAAAAUCAGUGGAAGCUUCUGAGUCAUGUUCAGCUCCCUGCAAUGGGAGAAAUUGGCCUUGAAGAUUUCUUCUGGAUCUAAAAGCUCGUAUCUCUGAUCACCAGUUAGACUUGGCCCAGAAGUCAUCUUGCCUUUUUUUAAAAAUCACUCAGCAGUGACUAGGUAAUUCUGCCACUAUUUAUUUGGUUCCAGAGAAACUUAUUUUGGAGAGUAGUAGCCAGGUAUCAGACCAUUCAUACUUUUUCUGAGUUGGGUGAGGAGUAUUUAGCUGAGCUGUAUCCUGGUCCUUGUACCAUGUACCCUUUGAAACUGUUCACAGAUAGUCUUGCCUAAGGGUGCAGGGUUGGCUCCCCCUUCCCUUAUCACUCCUCCUCUUUGCACGGGAAUAAAGACACCUCUCCAUAAUCACCAGCGUUGGGAUUCAAAUGUGAGCACAGGUCAGAGAACCAAAAUGUCAUUGAUACUCCAUGUGGGAUAUCGUUCCUGGGGUCUCCUUAUUGAGAAGAAAGUAUUGGGGAGAAGAAAGUAUUAUUGAGGAGAAAGGUGGCCUAUAAAACAAACAGGACAGCAUGGUACAGUUUUUGUGAAACAGACUCACCUUUUGUGGAAAAGGAACUCAUACUGUAAUUACUAAUUGUUUUCAACACAAUGAGUGCACUGCAUUUGUUCACUGUGAAUGGAGCAUAAAGAUCUGCACUGAAGGGGUGGGUUAAGUCGCAAAUGUCAUUCUCCCAUCCAAUUUUGAGACUCUCAGGUAGAUAUAUUAAACAUGAUCUGAAACAUUUCCAAGAAUUAUUGAAUUUCUAGAUGAAAGAUCAGCCUUUCUUAUAAGAAAAUCACCUUAGAUUUCUUGCUAAACAAGCUAAUUCUUAGAAAUAGGAGGGGCUCAAGGGUCACACAGUGACCUAUCAAGGGGCACCUUGAUAGGUCAAUGUGUGAGGCAAUUUAUACAGGACAUCAAGUUUUCCCUCAUUCUAUAGGACACAGGGUGAUUUGAUCCUGACCUGCCCUCAAAACGUGUUUCACAAUGUGCAGAGCUACUUGAAAAAGCUACUGUCUUCUUCAGAGAAAUGUGUAGCAGGGCAGAAGAGUCUUCAGUGGCUAAAGCAAAGUUAUGUGUAUGAAAGUGUUGAUCAUCCAAUUUUUUAUUUUAUUUAUUAUUUUGCGAGAUGCUAAAUUGUGCCUAACAGAGGGGUGGUGGUUUAUCAGUUAGCUGAUUAGUUCCAGCUAAUCUAGGCCAUCCAAGAAGGGUAAGCCCAAGUCCCUGUAUUGGCUGUUUUAAAACUACAUUUUGGCAAGUCACUGGUGAGAUGAGCUGAGGAAAUGGCAGGCUUCCUUGUAGUGAUUCCAGAACCAGCUACUAAGUUGUUUCUAAGAAACAAAAUCACAUCCCAUCCACAGCCAGCAGUGAACUGAGAUGAGUUCUGCAGCUACCAUCAUGGAAAAGUUUCAGACAGUACUUCUUUAGAAUUGGGAAGGAGAAAUGUGGCAAAGUUCUUUGCUCGUGGUCUGCAACCUCUGCUGUAGCAGGAAAAAUGAUCCAGAAUGCCUUGGAUUGAGUUAUUGCCUGUUCUUCUGUAUACUGAAAUCACAGGAGGGUGGAGGCUAGAUAUCCAGUUUGUUCAGCCAACAGUCUUGCCAAUGUUGCCUUUGGAGGCAGAAGGAAUGGUAAUAAAAUGUUUACAUUCUAAAUGGUUCUAUCGCAGUUGAUAGCUACAUUGUAAUAUUCUGCUCACUCAUUAAAUGUAAUUUUUAAAGAGC